CAAUCGCCAACAAUAACUUCAGGCGCAAGCGCAUUGUCCGGUGACUAUCACUUAUUUCCCUUGCUUUCCAAGUUCUUCUGCAGCUUCCGACGCUCCUGUCAAUCUUCCCACGCCCGUUGCGGCCUUCUGUCGCUGGCCGGUUUUUAUCGACCUGCCCAUCAACCCCUUCCACGCUCCAGCGACACCCACGUUCAACAAGCCAAACGCCCUCAUGUUCUCGACAACAAGUCGGCCCGCGGGCCAGUCUCUCUUUGGCGGUGGCGGAACCAGCAUAUUUGGCCAGUCGACGAAUACACAGCAACAGCAGCAACAGCAGCAGCAGCAGCAGCAACAACAACAGCAGCAGCAGCAGCCCGCGCCGGCGUCAGGUCAGCAGCAGCCGACACCCCAGUUGACCGGUUCAUUAUGGCAGCCCGGGAGUCUCAGUAGCUAUCAGCGACCGAUCCCCGAGCAGAUCAAGCUCAUCAUGGAGAAGUGGGACCCCACAAACCCGAACUGUGCCUUCAAGACGUACCUCUACAACAAGGUCGACGAGCACACCGUCCCGCUGUACGGGCCGGGGCCCAACGAGGACCCCAAGGAGUGGGAGGAGGCGUUGCGGCAGAAGCCGGCGCCCAACUUCAUCCCCGUGCUCUGCGCCGGCUUCCCCUCCAUCAUCGCGCGCCUGACCCUGCAGCGGCGGGUCAUGGUCGAGUUCAACAACAAGCUGCACGCCAUCAACGCAAGCCUCGACGCCAUCCUGUCGCGGCACGAUCUCGAACACACCGUGCGCGCCUUCAACGCGCGGAGGCGGCACGCCGAGCUGAGCAAGCGCUGUCUCGUGCUCGCGUCGCGCGUGCAGGUGCUGCGGAACCGGGGCUACGCCAUGAGCGGCGACGAGGACGAGCUGAGGCAGAAGCUGCAGAAGAUCGACAAGAGCAUGCAGGACCCGGCGCUGAGCGCGCGCAUGGAGGAGCUCUGGAGCCGGUUGAUCAUCCUGCGCGGCUAUGCGGAAAGCCUGAAGGACGAGAUUAACAGGCCCGGUUUCGCCGAGGGCAACGGCCUGGACGAGGAGAUCGAGGCGAAGGCGAAGAAGAUCCUCGAAGACUACGAGAAACAGCUCCAGCAUCUUAAGAAGCAGGUUGAGGAGGCUAAGGCGGACUUCGAAGCGUGGGAAAAGCAGCACAAUCCGGCGCCGGCGCCGAAACCGGCAGCGCCAGCCCAAUAGCCCCUGGCAGGCAGGUGAUACCCCGAGCGAGUUGGCGAGCCAUGUUAUUUUGACAAGAGGUUUACCGGGCAUUGUGAGCCGAGCAAGUCAUUGCGUCGGCCGGCCCGAGUUCCGGACAGCCCGUUGGACAUUCCGCGUUUCAUAUCAGAUGGGAGACGGAUGAAAAAUCAUGUACUGCCACAUAGGGUAUUCAUUAGUGGCCUCACUGCACCAGGCCCUGAAGAUAUACCCGCCCUUUUUUGCUUCCGCGAACAUCCGCCCGUCUAAUGAAUGCGAUCCCAGGGUAGAUUGAGAGAUGCCCAUCCAGUCUGCCGUCCCUGUCGUCCCAUAAUGUACACAAAUGCCCCCAAGACAACGUAUCGUACACUGAGUUGGGCGGAGACGGAGAGGGGUAUCCUGCGUGCCGGCCCGCCGGUUCCCCCGUCCCACACCGCCGAGUUCCCAUCAGGUAAACCAGCUUUAUGGAUUCCGUCGGCGAAGACGCAUAUCACUCGCGUCUACCGUCCAUGCUCUCCCGAUUCCCCGCCGCCACUACCCGGCAGGGUGGUCGUCGUGGCUCUGUACCCCUGGCUUAACGUGCUCGCCAUUCAAAGCAUAAGAUAGGACCGGGGAGGAAAGAAAACGAGCUCUGUGCUGUGUAUCCGGCGGGCUUGUGCAGAGGCCGGUUGAAUGGAUCGGUAAUGCGCGCGGCUUAGAACAUCUUGGAGAUGGCGUCGAUGAGUAAGGGGGAGAGGUAGAGCGCCGCGGCGGUCGCCAGGGCCCGCUGGAUGGUGAAGGUCGCCUCGGCCUCGGCCGCGCGGAGCUCCUCCUUCGAGAGCGGCGGUGGUUGGAAGCCUCCGAACAUUAUGCUCGAUUCGCCUGGAUUUUAGAAAGUUGAUGCGUAGGUAAGGCCAAAGUAGCUGUUUGGGUCCGCGUUUCCAGGUUCGGAUGCGGCACUGGAGCUGGUGGCGUGGUGGAUAGCUGGAG
Messenger RNA from Thermothielavioides terrestris NRRL 8126, 2173 nucleotides. RefSeq lists its product as uncharacterized. The record is from RefSeq and is a predicted model, not a curated record. Gene Ontology annotation, molecular function: structural constituent of nuclear pore. Gene Ontology annotation, biological process: protein localization to nuclear inner membrane; nuclear pore organization; NLS-bearing protein import into nucleus. The coding region runs from base 212 to 1207 and encodes 331 amino acids. Gene Ontology annotation, cellular component: nuclear pore central transport channel; nuclear pore. The transcript is spliced from 6 exons. NCBI's taxonomy places the organism in Eukaryota, Fungi, Ascomycota, Sordariomycetes, Sordariales, Chaetomiaceae.